GUGCAGGCAAAGGUACAUAUAUGCAAAUUAUACACAUCACAGCCGAUAACUUGCUGCCUGCCUAUCGUAAUUUUGACCGCACUAAAAGGCUCAAAGAUUCUGCACGUGGAAAACAUCGGAAACCCGUUUAUUCCCACAGAAAAUCAAAACUGACCACGUCUGCACAUUCCACAAUGAGCAAAGUAACCUUCAAAAUCACGUUAACUUCGGACCCCAAGCUGCCCUUUAAGGUGCUCAGUGUUCCGGAAGGAACUCCCUUUACGGCUGUGCUGAAAUUCGCCUCUGAGGAGUUCAAGGUUCCGGCGGAGACGAGUGCCAUCAUCACGGACGAUGGAAUUGGCAUCAGCCCACAGCAGACUGCUGGCAAUGUGUUCCUAAAGCACGGAUCCGAGUUGCGGCUCAUUCCCAGAGAUCGUGUGGGUCACCAACUAAGCUAGUUUCCCUAAACCUUUUCUGAAUACCCUUUGAGAUUUCCCCCAUUUUGAUGCAUAUUAAAUGUUAACCAAUGUACCCGAUAGUAA
Molecule: messenger RNA, 521 nt
Organism: Drosophila erecta
Lineage: Eukaryota; Metazoa; Arthropoda; Insecta; Diptera; Drosophilidae
Gene: Ufm1
Product: ubiquitin-fold modifier 1
Exons: 2
Coding region: 21-437 (138 amino acids)
Biological process (GO): protein K69-linked ufmylation
Cellular component (GO): cytoplasm; nucleus
Source: RefSeq, a predicted model, not a curated record